CGGCGGCGCCGGAGGAGGGAGCGCGCUGCCGGGGGAGGGGGAGAGGGGGCGACCCCCGGCCUCCCCCCGCCCGAGGGGUCACCCCAAAAACCGCCGCGACCCCCCUUGAAACCCAGGGGACACCCCCAGGGAGCCGCUUCCCCCUCGGGGCCCAACCCGGCCCAGCCCGGCGCCAUGGAGCCCCGAGGCGGCGCCUGGCAGACCCCAAAUGCGGAGAACCUGCCCCCCCAGACGCUGAGGCUCCUGUGCAGGGAGGUGUCCCUGCUCAGCGCCGACCCCCCCGACGGCAUCAAGGUGUUCCCCAACGACGAGGACGUCACCGACCUGCAGGUGGCCAUCGAGGGGCCAGAGGGCACCCCGUACGCGGGCGGGCUGUUCCGCAUGAAGCUCGUGCUGGGCAAGGAUUUCCCGGCGGCGCCGCCCAAGGGAUUCUUCCUGACCAAAAUCUUCCACCCCAACGUGGGGCCCGGCGGGGAGAUCUGUGUGAAUGUCCUGAAACGGGACUGGAGGGCUGAACUGGGGCUGAGACACGUGCUACUGACCAUCAAGUGCCUGCUGAUCCAGCCCAACCCCGAGUCGGCCCUGAACGAAGAGGCCGCCCGGCUGCUCCUCGAGGACUUCGAGCGCUUCGCCGCCCGCGCUCGGCUCCUCACCGACAUCCACGCCCGGGGGCCCCCCCGGGGAGACCCCUCCCCAAAAUCCGAGCCCCCCCCCGGCCCCUCGGGGCUGCCCCCGGCCCCCCCCGACGGCCCCGUCCCCAAGAAGCACGCGGGGGACAGGAAAGCGCCCCCCAAGAAAAAGGGGGACAAGAAACGGGCGCUGAGGAGGCUCUGAGACCCCAGACCCAAUUGGGGACGGGGGGUGGGGGGGGGCCUGGGAUCGUUCUGGGGGUCCUGAGCUCAUUUUGGGGGGACCCAGACUCAUUUUGGGGGGUUCCAGGAUCCUUCUGGGGGGUCCUGGAUUAAUUUUGGGGUCCCCUGGGGGGUCCUGGCCUCAUUUUGAGGGCCCUUUGGGGGGUCUCAGACUCAUUUUGGGGGGCCUUGGGAUCCUUCUACGGGGUCCUGGGAUACUUCUGGGGGGUCUUGAGCCCAUUU
This is a messenger RNA of Catharus ustulatus (Swainson's thrush), 1094 nucleotides long. It is a transcript of the gene UBE2S, whose product is annotated as ubiquitin conjugating enzyme E2 S. The coding region runs from base 175 to 834 and encodes 219 amino acids. The record is from RefSeq and is a predicted model, not a curated record. NCBI's taxonomy places the organism in Eukaryota, Metazoa, Chordata, Aves, Passeriformes, Turdidae. The transcript is spliced from 5 exons.